Molecule: messenger RNA, 2998 nt
Organism: Octopus bimaculoides (California two-spot octopus)
Lineage: Eukaryota; Metazoa; Mollusca; Cephalopoda; Octopoda; Octopodidae
Biological process (GO): regulation of transcription by RNA polymerase II
Molecular function (GO): DNA-binding transcription factor activity, RNA polymerase II-specific; RNA polymerase II cis-regulatory region sequence-specific DNA binding
Source: RefSeq, a predicted model, not a curated record
AGUCUACGCAGGAUGUUUGAUAUGAUCGAGUCCUUGUUUAUUAUAUCAGUAAACAUUAAGACAUAUAACAUUAUUAGGUAAUUUCCAAUUUGACGAUCGUAAAAUUGAAUUUGUUUUACUUUCAAUUUCAUUUCUAUUAGCAUGUCUUCUAGACGCCUUCCUGCUCCUCGUUACAGUGUGAAUUUCAACGAAAUAUUUGCAGAUAAUCAAUAAAAGGCGUACAAUUACGACACUAGUUCGAUCUUUCUCAGAUUCAGCGACUUGUAUUGCUUAAUGCCCGUCGUGGAUUGUUGACGAAUUCUCACAUAUGCCCAGAUCGAACCUCUAUUCAAAGUAAGACAAACAUUUUCUUCACUUUUUACUCGCUGAUCGUAGAGUGUACCACUUAUAAUUUUAUGAAAUCUAACGAAAGAAUGCCAAUGUUUUAUUGAAAUAAACUUUUUCAAUCACUAUGAUUUUACGAACGUCAAAUAAGAAAUUACCCAUUAUCAUACUAUUUCGUUAAAGUAGGUGAAAACCAUUUGAUGUUACUGCUCAGAGGUCGAUAUUAAUUCUGUUGUCCAGCACUGAUUGAAAUCGAAUACCAGAAACAGCAAAGAAUUAUUCACAGUGAAUACAGCAUCUAUAUUUAUCAUAUUUUCAAGACUAAACAAAAAUAUUACACAGAGCAGAUUUAUUUCCAUUUAUAUAAAUGAAAGUAUACCAGAAACAAUAUAGAAUUGUUUAUAUGAAUAUUUAUCAUCAUUUCAAGACUAAACAAAAAUAUUACAUAGAACAGAUAUAAUUCUACAGAUAAAUAUUUAUAUGGAACUGUUAUAAGUAUUCAGCAUUUGAGUUUUUCCUUGCUUUGAGUGUUUAUAACCAAUUUUUGCCAUCUAAUUCCACUUUUUCAUUGUAUAAAUCAUAUACAAACUGAUUUCACAUACUUAUUAAACUUGAAAGAAUUUACAAUGUUUGUGGCUUCAGAUAUCAACAAAUAUUACAUUUGGUGGAAAUAUGGAAGUAGAAAUAUUUGCUAGGAAUAAAAUAAAACAAAUCAUUUGUAUAUGGUGAUAAUAAAAGAAAAAUUAUGGAAAUUGAGUUAAGUGAAAAGAAGGUUAAAUGUGAAACAGACUCUAAAAGCAUUGAUUUUAUUAAUAAUGAAAAGAAUGAGAAAGGUAAAACACCAUAUCACUGUGAUAUUUGUGGUAAAUCAUUCACUCACAGUACCAGCCUGACUAAACAUAAAUGUAUUCAUACAGGAGAAAAGGUGUAUUGCUGUGAUAUCUGUGGUAAAUCAUUCUCUGAGGCAAGUCAUUUAGCUAAACACAAGCACAUUCAUACAGGAGAAAAGCCUUACCAUUGCAAUACCUGUGGUAAAUCAUUCUCUCAAAAUAGCAGCCUAUAUAAACAUAAACGUAUACAUACAGGUGAGAAACCAUAUUGCUGUGAUGUCUGUGGUAAAUCAUUCUCUCUGAAAGGUAACCUAAUCACUCACCAACGCAUUCAUACAGGAGAAAAGCCAUAUCGCUGUGAUGUCUGUGAUAAAUCAUUUUCUCAGAGCGUUCACUUGACUACACACAUACGCAUUCACACAGGAGAAAAGCCAUAUUUCUGUGACGUCUGUAAUAAAUCAUUCUCUGAGAAUAGCUCCUUAACUAAGCAUAAGCGUAUUCAUACAGUAAAGAAACCAUAUCAGUGUGAUAUCUGUGAUAAAUCAUUCUCUGAUGGAAGACGUUUCACUAAACACAAGCGCAUUCAUACAGGAGAGAAACCCUAUCACUGUGAUAUCUGUGGUAAAUCAUUCUCUCAAAGUAGUGACUUAGGUAGACAUAAACGCAUUCAUGCAGGAGAGAAACCAUAUCAGUGUAAUAUCUGUGGUAAAUCCUUCUCUCAUGGACAUACUUUAACUAUACACAAAUACACUCAUACAGGAGAGAAGCCAUAUCACUGUGACAUCUGUGGUAAAUCGUUUUCUCAUGGACCUGUCUUAACUACUCACAAACGUAUUCAUACAGGAGAGAAACCAUAUCGCUGUGAUAUCUGUGAUAAAUUGUUCUCAGAUGCUGCUCACUUGACUAGACACAAACGCAUUCAUACAGGACUGAAGCUAUAUCACUGUGAUAUUUGUGGUAAAUCAUUCUCUCAAAAAUAUAGCUUAAUUACUCACCAACGUAUUCACACAGGAGAGAAACCAUAUCACUGUGAUAUCUGUGGUAAUUCAUUCUCUCAUAGAUAUUCCCUAACUAUUCACAAACAUCUUCAUUCAGGAGACAAACCAUAUCGUUGUGAUGCCUGUGGUAAAUCGUUUUCUUAUAAACAUACUUUAACUACUCACAAACAUAUCCACACUGGAGAGAAACCAUAUCACUGUGGUGUCUGUGGUAAAUCAUUCUCGGAAAGUAGUUACUUAACUCAACACAAACGCAUUCAUACAGGAGAGAAACCAUAUCACUGUGAUGCCUGUGGUAAAUCCUUCUCUCAAAAACAUAACUUAGUUACUCACAAACGUAUUCAUACUGGAGAAAAACCAUAUCACUGUGAAAUCUGUGGUAAAUCGUUUUCUGGACACGUUUACUUAACUAAACAUAAGCGCACACAUACAGGAAGGAAACCUUAUCACUGUGAUAUCUGUGGUGAAUCAUUUUCUCAAAAACGUCAAUUGAAUGAACACGCUGCUACCCAUACGGAACAAUAACCUUAUAAAGAUCCUACAUUUUGUUGAGUAAAUUGUAUCUUUUUAUCAUUGGUAUAGCUAAUGAUUUUACUAUUAGUAAUUUCGUGUUAUUAAUGCCCAAUAAGAAAAUAUGAAUGUGCAUAUCACUGUUGACACAUUGAAAAGCACAGGUUAAACAUAGACUCUAUAGACUUUUUUAACUUUUUGUUCAUUAAUUUUGUUGAUCAAAUUCUUUUCUUUAUUCUCAUUAGUAAAUCUUGUAAUUUUAUGAAUGAGAGAUUUAGAAAUGUGAUAUUUUAAAAUAUGCAUGAAAUUUGUUAGUGUACCAAUAAAAAAAAAGAA